GACGGUAUCCCUAAUUUAGAAAAAUGGCGUUCUGUACAGCUGUGGGUUGCGCAAUUUUUAUGUUAAUGUGAAUUGAAUUUAUAGUAAUAUUAGCGUUAUAAGCGUAGUAAAUCGUAAGGACUAAAGUAAUGCCCUAUAUAAAUAAUUUACAGUGUGGUUUUUGAUUGGUUAACCUGUGUUUUUUGUGAAGUGCAAAAACUGUCAUGGACCGUGUAUUUCUUGUGUUAUGGUGAUGUAUCAAACCGAAUUAUGAUGCCGAAAACAUGAUACGGCUGUUUAAAUAAUGUUAUGAUGGGUUUGUUAUGGGUGGUGUUGUUCGUGGCCUUGACCGGCUCACAGGUGGGACAUGGAUUACCGAUCGGAUCCUCGCCGCCAAGCUACCCGCACGAAUCCCCUCAAGAUGGGUUCGGGGCGGCCUGGAGCUCGCAGCGCGGGCUGCUGGCGGCCGUGCCGGCGCUGGCGCUGGUUCUGACGGCCGCCGGGCUGCUGCUCGGCUGCACCUGGUGCUACCGACACAAGGACUGUAAGCAAAACCAAGGAAAUGACAACCAGCUGUUCUCUGCGAGCGCGACGCACCUGCAGGACGGGUCUCGCCGCUCGGCCGCCCCGGACUCGGGCUUCAGCGAGCCCAGCAACAACAACGUGUCCGAGGACAACAACAACGGGCCCAUCUCGCUGCGGGAGAUGCAGAACAUCGCCAACAAUAAUGCAGCAGCUUACAUUGUGAGCGAGAACGAGGAGCGGAAUAGGGCGGCGAGCCGCGAGUCGGUGGUGGAGUUCGAGCCGCUGCCGGUGGCGCUGGGCGGCGUGCAGGACCCGCUCGAGAGAUGCGCCGACUGGUUCGGGGCCGAUGACUUCCCUCGCAGCAGACUGCAGUAUCUCCGGGAGAUCGGGCGAGGCUGGUUCGGAAGAAUAGUAGAAGGCGAGCUCGAAACCACAGAGGGCUCAACUUCAACAGUCGCAGUGAAGAUCCUGAACCAGAACGCGACUUCAGAGGAGAAGGCUAGGUUUCUAGAAGAAGCCAGGAUAUACCGCGAUGUACAACAUGACCACGUGCUGGGCUACGUCGCCAGGUGUCUGCAAGAGGACCCGUGGAUACUGCUGUUUGAGCUGUGCUCUAUGGAUCUGCAACAGUACCUGGUGUCUCACCGCGACAAGAUGGCGGCUCUCAACGAGGCGGGAGUGCCGCUGCGCCUGCAGUGUGACGUUACGGCCGCACUUGCGUAUCUACACUCGCACGGACUUGUGUAUGGUGACCUCUGCACCGAGAACGUCCUGGUUCGUGGUUCAGACACAUCAGCUCGCGCCGUGCUCGGCCGCUACAGCACCGCGCCUCCGCCGCCGGCUAGUGUCGCGCCCGACCGCGUUACAAACACCACGCACAGCGAGGUGUGGUCGACGGGCACGCUGCUGUGGCAGGUGUGCGCGUGGGGCGCCGCGCCGGACCGCGCGCCCGCGCCCGAGCCGCGCGAGCCCUGCCCCUACCGGGCGCAUCUCUACCAAGUGAUGCAGCUGUGCUGGAACCCCAACUCUCACGCGCGGCCCACGGCGGCGCAGGUGCACUCGCUGCUCCAGCACCUCUACACCGCACACAAGCAGCUGGGGGCGUCCCACGCCGAGAGCCCCGGCGACUUCGAGGCGCGCUGGCAGACGCUCAAACCCAACACCAUCCCGAAGAUAGACGAGCACGUUGCCAUGGUGCAUGCGCCCUCUACUUCCACAGCGUCCCAUUUUACGGGUUCGGAGACGAUACAGGAUAGUCUCAGUGUAGACCUAGAUACUGCUGUCUCGAGGUCUAGCAGCAUCAUGUCAGAUAAAGACCAUCUCUCCGUACAAAUGAAGUCCGAAAGCCUAAACAACCUGCACGGCUCGCUAGAGGAUGUCGGCAGCGUGUACCAUAAUGAAUCAGCGGUCGAAAGCUUAACGAAUGUCAGCCUUAAUGACAGCAAGGAUAAGGAGCAAGAUCGAUCGGACAGCUCCAUGGAUCCCUGGUUGAAAGACAUCAUAGCAGGCAGCCAGGAUGACGUCAGCUAUUACAAAGACGUCAGUGAUGUUAUAAAGAAUCUCGAUAAUAUUCUCAACUCGGAGAAGACGUCGAGCUCGGAGUCCAGCCACCAGGCCAGCCCGAGUAGAGAUAAUUUAAGUUUAGAUUGUAAGAAAGAAUAUCCGCCACAGUCGAGUUUGGUUAAGUCGCCUGGCAUCAGCAACUUCCAGAACAUUCUAGAUUUAGGCUACGAGGAUCGCGAGCAGCCGGACGACGAUGACCGCGAGACCAUCGGCACGCUCAGCCACUCCUUCGAGCGACACAGUGAUACAAAUAGUCAACAUACUUUAGAAAACCUUACCCCCGAUACGCCCAUCAAGGAUUUGAAUGAGCUCGAGAGAGAAAUGGAACCUAUUAUUAGUAAACAACAUAGCAAUGUAGCGGAAAAACAGGCUGUCAGUGAGAAAGUGUCCCUAGAAACGGAAAUGCCAAAAGAAGUAGUUACUGUUAGUAAUAGUGAAGCACCGCAGCAGAGGGAGCUAGUAGAAUCUAUGUCUAGUGUAAGUGAAGGAAACAUUGAACAAUUGAAUGUACAAGACUGUCAAACAUCAUGUGAUAAAUUUAAGGAAACAGUUCAAAAUGAUACUCAUGAAUCUAAUAGAGCUAAGUCAGAUAAUGCAAUAAGUAACCAGGAAGACGAAAGUGAGAAAUUAGCGUUGCCAGUAGAACAAGUAGUAACUGAAACUAAUGUACAAAAAGUAAACGCACAGCCUGUUCCAGAAGUCCCAGAAACAGUAGUGGAUGUUGAACAAGUUGUCAUAAAAAUUAAAGAUAAUAACCAAGAAAGUGAAAUAAGAGAGCAUGCCAGUAAUUUCGUGGAUCAAUUAAUCAGACAAACAGCUGAUAUCAUUGAGCACGAACGAGAGUAUUCGGCUCAUCGCAAUAUGCCUAUUCGAAAACUUGAAGAUAUUGUAGUUACUAACCAUCACGAUUCUAAAGAUAAAGAUAUUGAUAAAUCAGAAGAAGAAUACAUAAGAUCUGAAAAUGUAAAUAAGGAUUCCGAUGUAAUAAAAUCUUUCAGCGUAGGAUCGUCAUGUAAUGACAAAGAUCGUGACGAGAAUGAAGAUAGCCGAGAAAUCGUUUUAGAGAUAAAUUCAAUAGCAGAUUUGGAGGAACCAACACAAGUGAAUUAUGAAGAAAUUGUCUUCGAAGACAAACACAUGAGUGGUGAAGACAAUCUACUAGAUGGAGCCAAUGAAGUGCACCAGUCGGAGCCGUCAUCUGCCGCAGAUAUUUUGCCAGACAUUAUCGGAAAUAUUGAUUUACCAUCCGAUGAAGCAAAGACUAAAUCUAUCAGUGAGAGUUUGGAAACCCAUUCCUUGGAUACCCAAUCUACAUUACCACUAGGAAAACCUGAUGAUAUAGUACAAAUUAUAAACGAAUCGAAACCCCAAUUAACAAAUGAAUGUACAAAUGUAGAUGAUGAUGAAAUAAUCAAAGAGAUACAGGAAGAAAAAGUCUUGCCUAAAUGUUACACAACUCUAAACACAGCAAACAAUGAAAGCACUAUUUACAUGGAUCUCAUAAACGACGCCAAAUCUGAUGUUACUAACAAAACUGACACUAUGGAUAGUGACAUGAAACAAGUGAUUAAAUCUUGCGUGGACAGUUCCAAUGUUACCAACGAUACCAACGAAUGUACAUUAGUUAGGAACGAUUCAACAGUAUACAUGGAUUUGCCAACGGUGUUGAGUGAAACCGACAAGUUUUUGCACUCAGAAAGAGUACUUAGUAGCCAAGUAAUAACAAACGUUAUUGCAAACGAAACGAAGUUCGAUGAAGCAAUCCCAGCAAGCACGCCCAAAGGCAGCGACUGUGAAGAGAGGGAGGAAGCGAACAACGUUAGUUUAACGAAACUAGACGAUCUAUCCGAAACCAAAACGCCAGACUAUGGUCCCGGCGUCACCUUAACAAAACUAGAACAGAAAUUCGUCCCAGAUAAUGUUAGUCCCUUCGAUUCACCAACGAAAAGUCACCCAACAGAUACUUACGACGAAAACAGCUCAGUAGUCCUGGGACCGUUCGAAAACUGCUCCCUAGAACUGUUCAAAGGGAUCAAGUCUGCGACCGGCUACACGGAAAUCGAUGCGGCCAAGGAGGAACUGCUGGCUUUUUCGUCAAACUUCAGCGACAUUAACCUGGAAACGCCAUCCCCUUUGCGCGACAGUAACUUCCUGAACGAAGUGCCCGACAUCGAAAUAAAUGACGAUCUUAUAUUCGAUGACAUCAACGAAAUGAGCGAAGCGAAGUCUUCAGAAGCCGAGCCGCCAAAAGCGAAGACGCUAGACCACACAGACGGGCCACCUCCAUCAACUCCACCCAACUCGCCCGGGACCUCCUUAGGGGAAUCCUCGCAAGCCAAAUACGUCAUCGACAUAGAUCUGAGCCAGCCCGAAAAACUGCAGUCCGGAUCGGGCAUGGGAGCGAUCGGGAAAGAGAUUGAUUUGAAUCAAAUCGAGACGACGAAACUAGCGAUGGCUGAGAACGAGAACAACUUGAACAUCGAGUACUCGGGCCCGAUCGAGGGGCUGAUGAGUGAUGACUCGAUGGAGGCAUACUUGGCGGGUAACGGGCUGGUCAGUGUGGAGGAGCCGCGGGAAGCGUUCGCGAUGGACGAGGCGAGCAUGCAGGCCUUGAGGAAUGAACUCGAGCUGAAACUGCCUCUGGCUCAGGUGGCGUCGGUAGAGCCGAGCGACGACAUCCCGCCCUGGAGCGGUCCGGACCUGGUGGUGAACUACCCCGGAGCUCUGAGUCCUAUUGCCGAGGAAACGGGGCAUCAGCUGUCGGCGUAUGAGAACGACCGCAUUUGGAACACCUCAAUCCGCACCGACUCAUCCGAGUCCUACCUCGAGCCCUGCAACAACUCCACGGACGAGGUCACAGAACUACCGACGGGGGCUCUGAACAGCGCGCCUCAAGGACUGACCUAUACAGUGAACUCAGGCGCCGCUUCGCUGGAGAAUAAUACGUAUACGCUGCAGAAAGAUGCUACGACUAGUCGAGACCUCACAAUGAGCGCGGAUAGCUUGAACGCGAGUCCCGCCAAGAAGAACGAAAACAACACACCAUCGCCUGUCAACGACAGAACUUACAACAAGGAGGACGAGAAGGAGGCCAAGUGUGAGCGACUGUCGCAGGUCUCGCCCUUCUUACUCAGCCCUACCACUGACACCUCCGCGCCCGAACGAUCGGACAACCUCACCGGAGUGUCUACACUGUCGCAAUCGACUGUACCUACUGAUGCGAAGAUAUCCAAACCGACAGACACGGCGUGCCUUUCUAAAGCCACCAGCAUAGAUUCCUGGUGCUCAAAUGAUACGCUGUAUAACGUAGAGGAAAACUUCGAUGAUUUGGCCGUCGAUGCCGAUGUAGCGCCUCAGGAUUUCGAAGAAGACAAAGAUCAUAGCGAAAGCAGCGAUACGCUGACGCACAAUGAUGAUGACAAAGAGCUGAGUCAUUGUUCUACGUACAUAGUGCAUGACAGCAAGUCGGAGGGAUGUGAGACUUUCUCCCCUGACUCCAUCACAGCUAACUGCACCUACACUAAACCGAAAACUGAAACUGCUGAGAAAUCACCAGCCCUGGUGACUCCCAAUGAGAGCUCGACAAAGAAUUCACAGACUAAAGAUCUGGCGUACGGGACAUUAGGGUCCUAUUCCAACUGUACUACUGAAUUACUAUCGGCACAGGACGAGUAUUGGAAGCUACCGCAACCAGAACUAGUGAGAAGAUCACCAAUAGGUGACGAUAUGGCCAAUUUAACACCGCCAGUGUUCUCAGAGAAGGUCAAUGCGGCAGUGGACAGUCCACAGCUGGAGUCUGAACCGAGCGUCAACAGGAUGGAGAGUGUCGAUAUAAGUUGUCUGCACGAUGGCCUGGUGGAUGAUUCUAGAAUAUCGAGCCUCCAGCACCAGGCCACCUCCGGCGACAGUCCCAACUUCCAUUACAGGAACAUGGCGCAGUCGGUGCAGAGCACGCCGAUACUAGAGACUGAGGUCCAUGAUGACGUUACGCCUAUACCGAUGCACCUGCCUGAAAUUAACACCCCUAGCUCAGAAUUCAGCUCUCAGAUACCGAAUUUCCAAUCGUUUAUCAACUCGGCAGAAUUGAGGCCUCAGGAUAUGUCGUCGAACCAGGAUACGGGGCUGCUUCUUGAAGGAGAAAGCAGGUCGUUGAGUCGGAAUAGUACCAACAGGGACAUUCGGUCUCCGACUUAUUCUGACUUCGAGAGCUCUGCGCUGGCGCGGCCGCAGGACCUCCACUCCAAGUCUAGUCAAAGUGUCACGAGUGGCGGCUCCAGUGAGGACUUUCAUGUCUUCGAGAACUCUGUCAGGAACAGACCUCAAGAUCUGUCGUCUGUACCGAAUUUGAGCUUGCAAGAAGGAGUGUCAGCCGAUUUAGCUCCUGAAGCUUCCACUAAUGAAGGGAUUCAGGAAGAUAUAUCUGAAAUUACAAACGAACAAAAUGCGCCGAGUGAUCCAGUUUUAGGAACGGAAAGUUACUUUGCUGCUAAUUUCAUCCUCAUAGAUGAAGUACCGAAAGUGGAAGAAUCAGAAGUUGUGGACGAAACGGAACAACCGCAUUCAAUCAUUAUAACGGAGAGUCCAAAAAACGCAGAAACCACUAGUGCUAACGUAACUUAUGACUCUCAUACUGAAACUAAAUUCAAUCUUAAUAAUUCCUACGAUUCUCACGAAUCCAAAAAUCAACAAUUUGUUAGUGAAACACAUCCAAACAAGGCAGACAAAAGCCCAUUAGUCAAUGGACUAGAGAAAGCCAGCCCUAAAAAUAUAGUAAACGAAACAACUCAAAAUGAAAUUGAUGCUGCUAUGGAAAAUUUCGAAGUAUUUCGCACAGAUCCAGUAGUUAUGAAUGUAGUUACUGAAACAUCUCCACAACUGGCUCUCCCAAACGGCUGUCAUGAAACAAGCGAGUCCAUAGAUGCUCAGUGCAACGGUACACCAGCACAAUACGCAACUUUCAACUUUAUCAAUGAAUCAUUCGAAGAAUUGCGAGAAAGUAACGUCGAUGGUCACGACACGAGUAAAACAAAGCUAGACGAUGAAGAACAGUUUGAAACAUAUACUGAAAUGAAUCUCAAUCAAAAUGGCGAAACGAACAUCGAAUCAGUAGAGACUGGUAUGGUGUCUUUGCAAAAUGGAGACGUCAAAAGUGAGUCUAAAGUUAACGGUGUCGUAGAAGAGAAGAAAGUUACGGAGAGUUUUUUAGAGAACGAAAAGAAUUUCUGCCAGUUGGAUUCUUAUCUAAUACUGAACGACAUUAGAUUUACUGGCCCGGCAUCCGAGAUAAUGUCGACAUCAUUCACGUCGGCCCCGCCCUCUGAGCCGACGUCGCCCGAGGACCGCUCGCAGGCCCCGCCCCCCGCGCCCGCCGCCGCAGACUUGUUGAAAGAGUGGGACAGCGAUAGCGACGACUCUCGCUCUAGCAACCCGAGCAGCGGCGAGUUUAUAUGGAAGGACGGUGAUGGCCACGAGACCUCGGUCCCCUCGUCGUACUGCCAGCACAACCGCGGCACGGGCGCCCCGGGCGGUACAGCUCACGACGCUGGAUCCGGCGCGUCCGACGGCCUGUCCGGCUCCGGAUCCGGGUCGGGCUCGGAGGGCGACGAGGUGGAGUUCGUGCCGUCCUCGUGGGACUGCCGCGCCGAGCCCGGCAAGUCCUCGCUCAGGAGCUUGGAGCAGCAUCCGGAGAGCAAGAAGCGGGUGGUGUUCAAGCGGCAGAAGUACCACUGCGUGUACGAGUACCCGCGCGAGGCGAGCGACGCGUGCGAGCUGUCGCCCGCCGCCGCGCUGCCCGACUACUCCACCUAUGCAGACUGGGCGGCGGCGGCGGCCGAGGAGGCGGAGCUGAGCUACAGCCAGCUGUACGGCGGACACCCCUUCGACAUGUCCUACCCGCUGCGCGCCGGCGGCGUCAGCUUCGGAUCAGACUACGACGAAGACUUCUUCAUAUCGUCAUCGGCGCACCCGUUCGAGAGUCUCGGCCUCAUGUCCACGUCGAGCCAGUUCUUCCCGGGGCUGAAGGGCCCGCUGCUGGAGCGCCGCGACUCACUGACCGAUGACGUCAGCGAGGAGUACCCCCCGCCACCCUCCCCACUGCACUCCGCGCUGCCCGCGCCCCCGCUGUCGCUAGACUUCACCACGCCAGAUUCAGGCGUUGAGGAUAUAACACCGGGUUCUACGUCCACGGAGGAUGACUUCAAAACCAAGAAGGAGGAAACCGAAGCGACCCAGACGCAGUGCUGGAAGUCAGUAGAUAGUGCUAGUUCAAGCGAGUCUGUGAGCCCGAGCUCCCCGGGCGAGGCGCUGGGCGGGCUGCGCCACACGCGGGACAAGCUGAAGCUGGACCUGCCGCCGUCGCCGUGUGCUCCCUCGCCGCGCCACCACCGCGUGUUUAACUUCGUACUCGACAAGCCGCGCCCGCGCUCGCGUCCAACCCCUGAGCCCGUGGUCAUGACGGACGACACGCCACUAGCCGGGCCCGCGCUGCCGCUGCCGACGCAAACCGAAGACCUGGCCCUGCCGCCGCCGACCUUCUCCACGUUUGGUAAGCAAGCGGAGCGGAGCGAGGAGCGCGAGGAGCCGCCCGCCAUCGUGCUGACGGACGAGGCGCAGGCGGGGGGCGCGGGGGGGACCGGGGUGGACUCCGGCGACGAGGACUCCGGCAUCGAGAGCAGCGCCAAGACCACGCUCGAGCGGAAGCAACACUCGCCCAACGUGUCGUAAGGAUAGGGUUGUUUAUUGUAUAAAACUUAUAGAUCUGUUUACGUAACGUGUACGAGUUUAGAAUGAGCCAUUAGAUUAGACGUGAAGUAGUAUUACCGCGAGGUUAUCCGUAUUAUUGUUGCUACACCGUGUUUGUUAAUGAGCAUAUUAUACAUAUCCGAGCACCGCCGGCCGCGCAUCUACAGGUUAUUUAUUCGUUCAAUAAUUACAAAACUAAGGUACAAAAUAGCCGUGACAGUAAGGUGAUUUAUAGCGAAGUAGUUGUAGGGCUUUCACGUAAUUAAUUAUACAUAAUUAUGCUAAAUAUACACAGAAUAUGUAUAUCGUAGAGCUUCGAUGAAGUUUACAAUCUCAUGGAAGUUGGUGCCUAAUUUUUAUCAACUCUAGGCCUAUCCGACCAUAUGACACUUGAAGCCUAUGUUAAUGAAAUGCUAGUUUUUGUCAUACGUAAAUAUUACUCUUUAUGAUAUUGUGUAGUGUUUUAUGAACUAAAUUAGUCUUAACAGCGCCAAAUCAAUUUGCUUAGCGUAUAGUCGAGCAAUAGAGGAAAUCGUAUAUAAACUGUGUUUUAAAAUAGUUAUUAAAUUAGUACUAUUGAACGUUUCCUCGUUUUUAUGUAGGUAAGCAAAUUGUUAUAGCGCCCCCUUUUACCUUGUCACAUUCUGUUGAAAUUAUCGAUCCUAUAUAACAUUGUACGCACAACUGAUAAAUUUACCUUCCAUGUUUUAAAAGAAAAUGUUGCGUAAAAUUAAAAGUUUCGGUCUCUACUAAGGUAAAAAGCCAAUUCUUAGUUAAGUAAUAAAUAUUGUAAGUGUAGUUUUAGUGUACGAAUCAUGAUGAAGAUGUAGGUCUUGCGUUUUCUCUUGCGAUAAUCAUACUUUCGCAUUCUUAAUAACUGAGAGCAGGAAUAUAACACUGGAGAGCAAUCGGAAAACGCAAUAUGAUAGUAAAUAUACCUACUUAGUGUAAAUGUACUCUACAUAAAGUGUGCCACUAAAAUAACGUCAUCUCUAUAUUAUGUAAUACGUCCAAAUGUGAACCUUAUGUGCAAUUCUUCUCAUUUCCAUAUCAUCUUUUAGUUAUUUAGUUACUGUUGUACAUAUAAUUUAAAAUGUUAUUGAAAUUCAUUUAUGUAAAAUUUUAUUAAUCAAUUAUCGUGCCGCAGGUUUGUUGUUCGAAACAUCUUUUUAACUUUUUUAAGUUUGGUUAAUGUACAGCUGUAAAUACACGAUAUAUGUUCAUUUUGUUAAGAUGUAGGAAAAGAUUCUCAUAGUAGGUAUUAGGAAUGUUAUUUGAAUAGAUUUUUACUUAAGAUUUAAAUAUUUACACUCGCAUAGGACUGAUGUAUCAAAAAUAUUUCCGAUAUUUAGCUUGAGCGAAAUGUGCAGUAUAAACAAUUAAAUUCGACAAAUAGGAACCAUAGAAAGUAAUACAUUGCCUAAAUUAUAGUAAAGAAUAUUAUAGUCAAUAGAUACGUGCAAUAGCAAAACACUUACUGCAGUAAAAAUCUAUUCAUAAGUUUAUACGUAUACAAUCAGUCCUCGAAUCUCCGCUUUAGAAAAUCAUAUAUUUAUCUCUGUUUAUCUUUACUCGAUGAAUCGAGAUGGCGAGUCUGAAUGAUUUACUAAGACGGUGAAUGAUAGAAUGUUUUCGUUAAAAUCUGAAUUAUAAAAACAGGAAUUACUCGAAUGAAUUGUCCAAUAUUUACUGUAUUUAUUGUUUGUAAGUUGUUAUUGAUUUUGUAUGAGCCCUUGGCAGUAUUUAGUGAAUGUGAAUGCAAUGGAAGUCUUUUCAUAUUGUGACUUUGUCUUUUAAAAGUAUUUCUAUGAAAAAAAAACUAAUGAAAUAAAAAUCGUGACUCAAA
Plutella xylostella (diamondback moth) is the source of this 10654-nucleotide messenger RNA. RefSeq lists its product as uncharacterized. Lineage: Eukaryota; Metazoa; Arthropoda; Insecta; Lepidoptera; Plutellidae. The record is from RefSeq and is a predicted model, not a curated record. Gene Ontology annotation, biological process: protein phosphorylation. Gene Ontology annotation, molecular function: ATP binding; protein kinase activity.